GGUGUCCCUGCCCUGCCCCUCAGGCCUGGAGUCCAGUAUCCACUUCCAGCUGCCUCUGCCAGUCUCUACCACACUCCCCUCACCUCUGCACCCGGCUGCUCUGGCCCAGCCCUCCCCAGGCGUUCCCAGCCUAUAUCAGGGAAGAAGGGACUGCAGAGCCUAGAAGAUCCAGUCUGCUGCUAGGAAGACUUUCCUUCCCUCCGUCCUCCCAUAAGCCCCAGCCACAGACUGAAGAGCCAUGAGCCUCUCCACGAUGGGUAUAAUCAUACUAGAAGCUAUGAGGCCCAAGUUGCACAAGAAUCUGGACAAAUUUAUCGACAAGAUCAAAAGCAUACGAGACGGAGACCAGAAGUCCGUCAAUUCAGCCCUCACAGACUACAAGGUUAGUCCAGGCUCACCCUCCCCUGAGGCUCAGUCCCCAGGAGGUGGUCAGCCAGGGGGGGGGGGUAGGGGAGAGAUGACUCUUCCCAGGAUGCCCCUGAGUGUGGAGGCCACCACGGGGAAACAGAUGUCAGCCUGCACGCCCUCUCCCCAGUUGGAUAUGAAUGAGUCCCUGGUUGAGACACUGCAUGAGGAAUGUAAGAAAAACAACGUGGAGUGCCCAAUCCAGAGUUCGGAGCUGCGUUCAAGGGUCCGGAAGGCCUCUGCACCCCCACAGGACAGAGGCACAGACAAGGGCCCCAGCGAGAGCUGGUGGGACUGGGUGUGCAGGAUGUUCCACAGCACAGUGCAGAUGCUGCGGGAGAUCUGGCAGGACGUCCUGCGCCCCUGGCUGCUGGAUUGCUAUGAGGCCAUCUGUGACACCCUGCUGCCCCUCAGCAACAUGCUCAAGUCACUCAGCUACUCUGUGUAGAUGCAGCAGAGGGCUCCCCCCUCCAGACCAAGACAGCUCCUCUAGCCCCACUUCUUGCAGUGAGUGCCCUGAAGCAGCCUUCCCUCCCCACCCCGGUCAACCUGACCCCCCACACUCCUCUCCCAGCCUCCUCUUAGGCUCUGGAAUUAAAGGAGGUUGAAGAACUGA
Messenger RNA from Erinaceus europaeus (western European hedgehog), 1021 nucleotides. RefSeq lists its product as uncharacterized. NCBI's taxonomy places the organism in Eukaryota, Metazoa, Chordata, Mammalia, Eulipotyphla, Erinaceidae. The transcript is spliced from 5 exons. Bases 239 to 853 code for a protein of 204 amino acids. The record is from RefSeq and is a predicted model, not a curated record. Gene Ontology annotation, biological process: immune response.